AUGAAUUUCCUGAACCUUAGGCACAAUCGGAUAGUUUUAUUAUCAAAUGGGAGUUUUAAAAAUCUUAAACACCUGCUAGAGUUGGAUUUAUCAUGGAAUAAACUAAAACGAUUGGAACUUGGGUCAUUUACUGGACUUUCAAAUCUACAGAAGCUGAAACUAGAUCACAACAAUUUAUCAUUAAAAUGGAAAUCAUUUCCUUCAGGAGUCUUUGCACCCUUGACGUCAUUGAAGCAUUUGAAUGCAAAAUAUAACGACAGGGACGGAUUUUUGGCUUGUAAAAAUGUGAUCACAAACCUUAAGCAUCUGGAAAUGCUUGAAUUAGAUAUUGAUGAAUCACCAGAUUGUACAAAUAUAAAUUAUGGGUUUUCAAAAUUAACUAAUCUGAAAUCAUUAAGAACAGGUUACUGUGAUUUGACUUUUUUGUCCUCAUACACAUUUGAGAACAUGAAAUAUUUGCAAUUCAUUGAUAUAUCUAGGUGUAGCAUAUCAGAGGUACAUGACGGCAGUUUUGAGAACCAAAAACAGUUAAAAGUACUUAACAUUUCACAAAUUAAUUUCGAUAUAUAUGAUAUAUUUAACAUUGUAGAAAAUUUCCGAUCUACACCGAUUCAGAAACUUGUUAUGACUCAUACAUUAAGAGACGCAGUUAGUUUGGAAUGGGAUGAUUUUUUUAAUUGUUUAAAAAAAUCUGGUAUUAAAGAAUUACAAAUGGGAGGCAACAGUUUUGUUCAUGUUUUAGGGAAAUACCCUCUACCACCAACACUCGAGAUUUUUGACUUAUCAUACAACAAUUUGAACAAAUUUCAGUUCGAAAUGCCAAAUUUAAUGCAACUGAAAUUACAAAAUAAUGGUCUCGGUAAAUUUUUAGCUUCAAAUAGAUAUUCAAAACAGUCAGCCAAACAGCUUGAAUAUGUCGAUUUAUCGUUUAAUCAAAUUCAAAGUUUAAGUUUUUCAAUAUUUCAUAAUCAUUCGAAGCUUAAAACGAUAAUCCUUAGUCACAAUAUAUUAUCGGACAUCUCGUUUGAUAUGUCCACACUCCCGACAUUGGAAAUGUUAAACCUUUCACACAACAAAAUACAAGCGUUCUCCGAAGAGUCGAUGAAUGAUAUCUCGAACAUUGCAAGGAGCUCCGGUCUCAAAAUAGAUCUUUCAAAAAAUAACUUACAAUGUGGUUGCAAUACGCUCCCUUUUAUUCAGUGGAUGCAUGAACAUCACCGUAUCUUUUUUGGCAUUAACACAUACAGAUGUAAUUGGAUAAAUAAUUCUGUAAUAACAAUAUUUCCAUUAAGACCAAUUGUUUUGCAGCUUGAAAAAGAAUGUGCAUCAUAUACAGUUUUAAUUGCAUGUAUAACUUCUGGUAUAGCGUUGGCCUGCGUUGUUCUGGUCGGUGGAUUGGUAUAUCGAUAUCGUUGGAGACUGCGGUACGUAUACCAUAUGACCAGAAGUAAAUAUAAGCGAUAUAGGCCGAUUCUGGACGAUGGUCACUAUACAUUUGAAGCUUUCAUUUCUUAUUCCGACGAGGAACAGGAUUUCUUAUUCAAAGACGUUAUUCCAAAUCUCGAACAAAAGGAGAGUCUUAAGAUAUGCGUUCAUCAACGAGAUUUCCUUCCGGGAGAAGACAUUACACAAAAUAUUACAAAUGCAAUACACGAAAGUAAGAAAACUGUUUGCAUAAUAACAAGAUCCUUUCUGGAUUCGUAUUAUUGCAUGUUUGAAUUUAAUAUGGCUAGAAUGGAAAGCAUUUACUCAAGAGGAGGUCAAAACAUUCUAUUUCUCGUGUUCCUUGAACAGAUUCGUCCAAGUGAGCUUCCUCUGGUGAUGUUAGAACUAGUUCAGAAGCAAUCUUACAUUGAAUAUCCUAACGACGAACAAGGCAAUGUUGUAUUUUGGGACAAAAUCAAGGAGACUUUAAUAACAUAAACAGAUUUAGAUUAUACAUAGGAAUAUUCUC
This is a messenger RNA of Mytilus trossulus (common blue mussel), 1954 nucleotides long. RefSeq names its product toll-like receptor 13. Lineage: Eukaryota; Metazoa; Mollusca; Bivalvia; Mytilida; Mytilidae. The coding region runs from base 1 to 1923 and encodes 640 amino acids. Gene Ontology annotation, molecular function: protein binding; transmembrane signaling receptor activity. Gene Ontology annotation, cellular component: plasma membrane. The transcript has a single exon. The record is from RefSeq and is a predicted model, not a curated record. Gene Ontology annotation, biological process: toll-like receptor signaling pathway; immune response; inflammatory response.